AUGCUCCACUCUGACAGAGACCAAGAGGACAGCCAUGUUUUCAACCAGACCAGAGAUCCAGCCGUAAAAGAUAAGAGGCGGUCACCCCCGUCUUCCAGAUCCCCCUCCGCCCCCCAGCGCAACCCUCACCACAGCGGCUCCACAGAGGAACAGGAGAGCCCCGAGAGAGUGGUGCAGAAGGAGAAGCUCCAUGCCGAGCUGAAGCAGGUACUGAGCCAGAAGAGAAGUCAUCUGAGAGAGUCGACCUGCCAGCUGGCCCAACCAGAGAUGGACUCUGAGCCAGCAAAUGAACAGACAAGUGUGGAGGAAGCCUCUAAAUCUGUGGAAAUUGUGGUGGAGACAGAGGCCGGGGCUGGAGCCAGCGGCUACAGUGUGACUGGUGGAGGAGAGCGAGGGAUCUUUGUAAAAGACGUCCUCAAAGACUCUCCAGCUGCUAAACACCUCAGUCUACAGCAAGGUGACCAGCUGCUAAGUGCCAAAGUCUACUUUGACAAUGUGAGGUAUGAAGACGCUUUAAAAAUCCUUCAGUGCGCAGAGCCAUAUAGGGUCAGCUUCCAGCUUAAGCGAACCAUCCCUGGAGCAGAUGUCAGCGUGCGCCCAAAGGUUCCCAGUGUGGAGGUCAAAGGUCCCAAAGUCAAGAUGGCCAAAAUGAGUGUGAAGGGGACCAAACCAUUCAAGACUCAGAAGAAACGAGGUGGACGUUUUGGUCUGAAAAGGCUAAAAGAGAAGCGAAGAGAGGAGCUGGUGGUAGAGGGAACACCUCCCAGGCUGGAGAUGAGUGAUGUAGAAUUUUCUCUUCCCAAAUUCAAACAAAGGAAAAGUCCAAAAGUUGAAGUAGAGGGAGCCAGAGGAGCAGCAGUUGAGAGGAAGGCAAAGAAGAGGAUCAGGUUCCCGCAAAAGGGAGCAAAAGUGGAGACAGGACGGUUUGAAGGACAAGUGAAUAUUUCCCCAUCUGAAAUGCCUGGAGCUAAAGUGAAAACCAAAGGAAAAGGACACAAGUUUGGCAUCACCUUUCCUACAAGCAAACACACAAAGUCAGGCUCUACUUUGAAAACUGGAUCUGUAGAGCUGAAGCCUCCGGGGGUAAACAUCCAGCCGCCAUCUGUGGAGUUCAGUUUGUCUGCUAAUAAAGAUGUGAAUGUGGAGAAGGGAGCAUCUAAAGUUAGCAUACCUGAUGUGGAGUUUGCUCUCCCUUCAGGAAAAGCUGAGACAUCUUUGCCCAGUGUGAAGGGAACAGCCAAAAUCAAAGCUCCUGAAAUGGACAUCAAAGGAAGAGCUGAAACAGCUGAAGGAAAAGUUAAUGUAGAUGCAGACAAAGGAGAUGCAAAGGUCAGAAUGCCAAAGUUGAAACUACCCAAAGUUAGACUCUCACACCAUUCAGAUGAAAUUGAUGGUGACAUCAAGGUAAAAGCUGGAGGCAUCAAAAUGCCUCACACUGACAUAAAACCUCCAGAGGUAGAAAUCAAAGGAGACGGGCAGAUCGGUCUUCCCUCUGUUGAUAUUUCUUUGCCGAAAGUGAAGGGAAAGACUGACAUAUUGGUCAAAGAUCACGAAGGAAUUGGCAAGACUGCAAUCAACAUGCCUGCCAGUGACAUCUCUGUAGCUGAUAUUGAUUUGGAAUUAGACAGCGGACGGAGAAUUCCUGAUGAGGUCGAGGGCACUUUUAAAGGGCCCAAGAUCUCUAUGCCAAAGGUUGACAUCUCACUACCUAAGAUGGGAUCAUCGGUGGACACUGAGUGCCCAGAAGUGGAAGGAAAAUUCUCUCUACCUUCUGUUGAGCUCUCACUCCCAAAGGUCAAAUCAGACAGUGGAGAUGUCCAUAUGGACAAUUAUGUUGGUGGUGAUGGAAAAUUCAAAAUGCCUGAUUUUGACAUUUCUCAACCAGGAGAAGUAAACAUAAGGGGACAAGGUGUGGAAGGGGAAUUCAAGUUACCAAAAGUGGACCUGAUCCUUCCCAAAGGCAAAGCAGGAGUGACUGAUGUUGAAGGGGAAGGAAAUGUUCAGUUACCACCACUUGACAUUUCACUCCCUAAAAUGAGGACAGGUGAAGUGGAAGUUACCAUUGAAGGUCCAGCAGCGAAAGGCAGAAAAUUUGAAAUGCAUUUACCUGACAUCUCUCUACCCAAAGGCAAAAUGGAAGGAGACACUGAAAUAGAAGGACUAUCUCAGGAGGAAGGAAAAUUCAUAAUGCCUUCUAUAGAUGUUUCUCUGCCACACCUUAAACAUCCAGAGGGGCCUGAACAUGAGGGUGGAAGUGAAAUCCAGAUACCCUCUGUUGAUAUUUCUCUUGAAAAAGGAAGGACAAAGGGCAAAAUUGAAAUGGAGGCUCCCUCUGCUAAAGGACGAUUCAAAAUGCCUUCACUUGAUGUCAGACUCCCUAAGAUAGGAACAUCUGAAACUGAGGCUAAUUUACAUGGUUCUGAUAUCAAAGGAGGGAAAAUUGAGGUGCCAUCAAUAGAUGUUUCUCUGUCAAAAGACAAGGGAGGGGCUGAAACUGAUGGAAAAGAAAGCAAUUUUAAAAUGCCUUCAUGCAAUAUAUCCCUACCAAAACUGAAGCCAUCUGAAAAAGAGCUUGUUUUAGAAGGAAGUGAAGUAAAAGGAGGCAAACUCAGCAUGCCCACUGUAGAAAUUUCUCCUCCAAAGAUAAAGCUACCUGACCCAGAUGUCAAACUUGAAGGACCAGAACAUCCAGGUGUUGACUUUUCACUAUCCGAGCCAAACAUUGAGGCCAAUGUGGAGCUCGGUGGCAGUGGGGGUGGCAAGUUCCAGCUCCCAACUUUUGAUAUCUCACUUCCAAAGGUGCCCACCAAAGAAGGAGAAUUUGAUAUUGAAUCUAAAGCCAAAGGAGGAGCAAAGUUCAACGUCCCAUCACUUGACUUCUCUCUUCCUGUAAUGAAAUCACCAGAGGGAGAAGUAAAGAUUGAGAGCCCUGAAGUCAAAGGAGGAAAAUUCCAGAUGUCUUCUUUGGAUGUCUCACUACCAAAGAUGAAGAUGCCUGAGGGAAAUCUUGUCCUAGAAGGACCUUCUCUUGACAUCUCUCCUCCAAAGGGAAAAGCAAAAGGAAAAGCCGAGGGAAAAGUAGGGGGACAAAUUGAAGGGCACACUGGCAAAGGCAACAAGUUCAACAUGCCCUCUAUUAACAUCUCUCUCCCUAAAAUAAAAUAUAAAAGACCAGAUAUAAAUACUGAAGGUCCUCAAGUCAAAGGUGGAAAGCCAAACAUGCCAUCCAUAGAUCUUUCUACACCUAAAAUAAAAUCUCAGGAUGUAGAUGUCACUCUUGAGAGUCCUGAUGUCAAGGGAGGGAAGAUCAAAAUUCCAACUGCUGAUGUUUCACUUCCUAAAGGAAAGGUUGAGGGUGACAUAAAUAUCGAAGGCCCUGAGAUGAAAGGGGGCAAAUUCAAAAUGCCAAAAUUUGAUGUUUCUUUGCCUAAAGUCAGUCUCCCAAAGGCUGGAGUCGAUGUUGAAGGACCAGAUGGGGAAGGAAAUCUUGAAAUACCCACUGCUGAUAUUUCUCUUCCAAAGGGAAAAGCAGAUGUGGAUAUUGACAUUGAAGGAAAAACUGGUAAAGGUGGCAAGUUUCACAUGCCUUCAGCUGAUAUUUCUCUUCCUAAAAUCAAAGCAAAGGGACUUGAUGUUGAUAUCCAAGGACCUGAAGUCAAAGGUGAUAUGUCACUGCCAGAAAUCAAGUCUCCAGAGGUAGAUAUCAGCCUUCAAGGUCCAGAUAUUAAAGGGGGGAAAUUUAAAUUGCCCACUGUCGACAUGCCAUCAUUGGAUCUCUCACUACCCAAAAUGAAGUCUCCAGAUGUAGAUGUCACUCUUCAGGGUCCUGAUGUCAAGGGAGGGAAGAUCAAAAUUCCAACUGUUGAUGUUUCACUUCCUAAAGGAAAGGUUGAGGGUGACAUAAAUAUCGAAGGCCCUGAGAUGAAAGGGGGCAAAUUCAAAAUGCCAAAAUUUGAUGUUUCUUUGCCUAAAGUCAGUCUCCCAAAGGCUGGAGUCGAUGUUGAAGGACCAGAUUUCAAAGGGAAACUUCAGAUGCCCACUGCUGAUAUUUCUCUUCCAAAAGGAAAAGCAGAUGUGGAUAUUGACAUUGAAGGAAAAACUGGUAAAGGUGGCAAGUUUCACAUGCCUUCAGUUGAUAUUUCUCUUCCUAAAAUCAAAGCAAAGGGACUUGAUGUUGAUAUCCAAGGACCUGAAGUCAAAGGUGAUAUGUCACUGCCAGAAAUCAAGUCUCCAGAGGUAGAUAUCAGCCUUCAAGGUCCAGAUAUUAAAGGGGGGAAAUUUAAAUUGCCCACUGUCGACAUGCCAUCAUUGGAUCUCUCACUACCCAAAAUGAAGUCUCCAGAUGUAGAUGUCACUCUUGAGGGUCCUGAUGUCAAGGGAGGGAAGAUCAAAAUUCCAUCUGUUGAUGUUUCACUUCCUAAAGGAAAAAUUGAGGGCAACCUUGAUGUUGAAGGCCCUGAAGUGAAGGGCGACAAGUUUAAAAUGCCGAAAUUCGAUAUUUCUUUACCAAAAGAGAGUCUUCCAGAAGGUGAUGUCAAAAUAAAAGGUCCUGACAUUAAAACUGGAAAGAUUGAGAUGCCAGACAUCGAUAUUUCACUCCCCAAAGGAAAAGCAAAAGGAAAAAUUGAAGGCGAUAUUGGAAAAGGUGGAAAGUUCCACAUGCCAUCUAUUGACCUCUCUUUUCCUAAAAUCAAAGCCAAAGGUCCUGAAAUUAAUGUUGAAGGCCCUCAGGUUGAAGGUGGGAAGCUAAAUAUGCCAUCCCUUGAUGUUUCGCUACCCAAAAUGAAGUCUCCAGAUGUAGAUGUCACUCUUCAGGGUCCUGAUGUCAAGGGAGGGAAGAUCAAAAUUCCAACUGCUGAUGUUUCACUUCCUAAAGGAAAGGUUGAGGGUGACAUAAAUAUCGAAGGCCCUGAGAUGAAAGGGGGCAAAUUCAAAAUGCCAAAAUUUGAUGUUUCUUUGCCUAAAGUCAGUCUCCCAAAGGCUGGAGUCGAUGUUGAAGGACCAGAUUUCAACGGGAAACUUCAAAUGCCCACUGCUGAUAUUUCACUUCCAAAGGGAAAAGCAGAUGUGGAUAUUGACAUUGAAGGAAAAACUGGUAAAGGUGGCAAGUUUCACAUGCCUUCAGCUGAUAUUUCUCUUCCUAAAAUCAAAGCAAAGGGACUUGAUGUUGAUAUCCAAGGACCUGAAGUCAAAGGUGAUAUGUCACUGCCAGAAAUCAAGUCUCCAGAGGUAGAUAUCAGCCUUCAAGGUCCAGAUAUUAAAGGGGGGAAAUUUAAAUUGCCCACUGUCGACAUGCCAUCAUUGGAUCUCUCACUACCCAAAAUGAAGUCUCCAGAUGUAGAUGUCACUCUUCAGGGUCCUGAUGUCAAGGGAGGGAAGAUCAAAAUUCCAACUGUUGAUGUUUCACUUCCUAAAGGAAAGGUUGAGGGUGACAUAAAUAUCGAAGGCCCUGAGAUGAAAGGGGGCAAAUUCAAAAUGCCAAAAUUUGAUGUUUCUUUGCCUAAAGUCAGUCUCCCAAAGGCUGGAGUCGAUGUUGAAGGACCAGAUUUCAACGGGAAACUUCAAAUGCCCACUGCUGAUAUUUCACUUCCAAAAGGAAAAGCAGAUGUGGAUAUUGACAUUGAAGGGAAAACCGGUAAAGGUGGCAAGUUUCACAUGCCUUCAGUUGAUAUUUCUCUUCCUAAAAUCAAAGCAAAGGGACUUGAUGUUGAUAUCCAAGGACCUGAAGUCAAAGGUGAUAUGUCACUCCCUAAAAUCAAGUCUCCAGAGGUAGAUAUCAGCCUUCAAGGUCCAGAUAUUAAAGGGGGGAAAUUUAAAUUGCCCACUGUCGACAUGCCAUCAUUGGAUCUCUCACUACCCAAAAUGAAGUCUCCAGAUGUAGAUGUCACUCUUGAGGGUCCUGAUGUCAAGGGAGGGAAGAUCAAAAUUCCAUCUGUUGAUGUUUCACUUCCUAAAGGAAAAAUUGAGGGCAACCUUGAUGUUGAAGGCCCUGAAGUGAAGGGCCACAAGUUUAAAAUGCCGAAAUUCGAUAUUUCUUUACCAAAAGAGAGUCUUCCAGAAGGUGAUGUCAAAAUAAAAGGUCCUGACAUUAAAACUGGAAAGAUUGAGAUGCCAGACAUCGAUAUUUCACUCCCCAAAGGAAAAGCAAAAGGAAAAAUUGAAGGCGAUAUUGGAAAAGGUGGAAAGUUCCACAUGCCAUCUAUUGACCUCUCUUUUCCUAAAAUCAAAGCCAAAGGUCCUGAAAUUAAUGUUGAAGGCCCUCAGGUUGAAGGUGGGAAGCUAAAUAUGCCAUCCCUUGAUGUUUCGCUACCCAAAAUGAAGUCUCCAGAUGUAGAUGUCACUCUUGAGGGUCCUGAUGUCAAGGGAGGGAAGAUCAAAAUUCCAACUGUUGAUGUUUCACUUCCUAAAGGAAAGGUUGAGGGUGACAUAAAUAUCGAAGGCCCUGAGAUGAAAGGGGGCAAAUUCAAAAUGCCAAAAUUUGAUGUUUCUUUGCCUAAAGUCAGUCUCCCAAAGGCUGGAGUCGAUGUUGAAGGACCAGAUUUCAACGGGAAACUUCAAAUGCCCACUGCUGAUAUUUCACUUCCAAAAGGAAAAGCAGAUGUGGAUAUUGACAUUGAAGGAAAAACUGGUAAAGGUGGCAAGUUUCACAUGCCUUCAGUUGAUAUUUCUCUUCCUAAAAUCAAAGCAAAGGGACUUGAUGUUGAUAUCCAAGGACCUGAAGUCAAAGGUGAUAUGUCACUGCCAGAAAUCAAGUCUCCAGAGGUAGAUAUCAGCCUUCAAGGUCCAGAUAUUAAAGGGGGGAAAUUUAAAUUGCCCACUGUCGACAUGCCAUCAUUGGAUCUCUCACUACCCAAAAUGAAGUCUCCAGAUGUAGAUGUCACUCUUCAGGGUCCUGAUGUCAAGGGAGGGAAGAUCAAAAUUCCAACUGUUGAUGUUUCACUUCCUAAAGGAAAGGUUGAGGGUGACAUAAAUAUCGAAGGCCCUGAGAUGAAAGGGGGCAAAUUCAAAAUGCCAAAAUUUGAUGUUUCUUUGCCUAAAGUCAGUCUCCCAAAGGCUGGAGUCGAUGUUGAAGGACCAGAUUUCAAAGGGAAACUUCAGAUGCCCACUGCUGAUAUUUCUCUUCCAAAGGGAAAAGCAGAUGUGGAUAUUGACAUUGAAGGAAAAACUGGUAAAGGUGGCAAGUUUCACAUGCCUUCAGUUGAUAUUUCUCUUCCUAAAAUCAAAGCAAAGGGACUUGAUGUUGAUAUCCAAGGACCUGAAGUCAAAGGUGAUAUGUCACUGCCAGAAAUCAAGUCUCCAGAGGUAGAUAUCAGCCUUCAAGGUCCAGAUAUAAAAGGGGGGAAAUUUAAAUUGCCCACUGUCGACAUGCCAUCAUUGGAUCUCUCACUACCCAAAAUGAAGUCUCCAGAUGUAGAUGUCACUCUUGAGGGUCCUGAUGUCAAGGGAGGGAAGAUCAAAAUUCCAUCUGUUGAUGUUUCACUUCCUAAAGGAAAAAUUGAGGGCAACCUUGAUGUUGAAGGCCCUGAAGUGAAGGGCGACAAGUUUAAAAUGCCGAAAUUCGAUAUUUCUUUACCAAAAGAGAGUCUUCCAGAAGGUGAUGUCAAAAUAAAAGGUCCUGACAUUAAAACUGGAAAGAUUGAGAUGCCAGACAUCGAUAUUUCACUCCCCAAAGGAAAAGCAAAAGGAAAAAUUGAAGGCGAUAUUGGAAAAGGUGGAAAGUUCCACAUGCCAUCUAUUGACCUCUCUUUUCCUAAAAUCAAAGCCAAAGGUCCUGAAAUUAAUGUUGAAGGCCCUCAGGUUGAAGGUGGGAAGCUAAAUAUGCCAUCCCUUGAUGUUUCGCUACCCAAAAUGAAGUCUCCAGAUGUAGAUGUCACUCUUGAGGGUCCUGAUGUCAAGGGAGGGAAGAUCAAAAUUCCAACUGUUGAUGUUUCACUUCCUAAAGGAAAGGUUGAGGGUGACAUAAAUAUCGAAGGCCCUGAGAUGAAAGGGGGCAAAUUCAAAAUGCCAAAAUUUGAUGUUUCUUUGCCUAAAGUCAGUCUCCCAAAGGCUGGAGUCGAUGUUGAAGGACCAGAUUUCAACAGGAAACUUCAAAUGCCCACUGCUGAUAUUUCACUUCCAAAAGGAAAAGCAGAUGUGGAUAUUGACAUUGAAGGAAAAACCGGUAAAGGUGGCAAGUUUCACAUGCCUUCAGUUGAUAUUUCUCUUCCUAAAAUCAAAGCAAAGGGACUUGAUGUUGAUAUCCAAGGACCUGAAGUCAAAGGUGAUAUGUCACUGCCAGAAAUCAAGUCUCCAGAGGUAGAUAUCAGCCUUCAAGGUCCAGAUAUUAAAGGGGGGAAAUUUAAAUUGCCCACUGUCGACAUGCCAUCAUUGGAUCUCUCACUACCCAAAAUGAAGUCUCCAGAUGUAGAUGUCACUCUUCAGGGUCCUGAUGUCAAGGGAGGGAAGAUCAAAAUUCCAACUGUUGAUGUUUCACUUCCUAAAGGAAAGGUUGAGGGUGACAUAAAUAUCGAAGGCCCUGAGAUGAAAGGGGGCAAAUUCAAAAUGCCAAAAUUUGAUGUUUCUUUGCCUAAAGUCAGUCUCCCAAAGGCUGGAGUCGAUGUUGAAGGACCAGAUUUCAAAGGGAAACUUCAGAUGCCCACUGCUGAUAUUUCUCUUCCAAAGGGAAAAGCAGAUGUGGAUAUUGACAUUGAAGGAAAAACUGGUAAAGGUGGCAAGUUUCACAUGCCUUCAGUUGAUAUUUCUCUUCCUAAAAUCAAAGCAAAGGGACUUGAUGUUGAUAUCCAAGGACCUGAAGUCAAAGGUGAUAUGUCACUGCCAGAAAUCAAGUCUCCAGAGGUAGAUAUCAGCCUUCAAGGUCCAGAUAUUAAAGGGGGGAAAUUUAAAUUGCCCACUGUCGACAUGCCAUCAUUGGAUCUCUCACUACCCAAAAUGAAGUCUCCAGAUGUAGAUGUCACUCUUCAGGGUCCUGAUGUCAAGGGAGGGAAGAUCAAAAUUCCAUCUGUUGAUGUUUCACUUCCUAAAGGAAAAAUUGAGGGCAACCUUGAUGUUGAAGGCCCUGAAGUGAAGGGCGACAAGUUUAAAAUGCCGAAAUUCGAUAUUUCUUUACCAAAAGAGAGUCUUCCAGAAGGUGAUGUCAAAAUAAAAGGUCCUGACAUUAAAACUGGAAAGAUUGAGAUGCCAGACAUCGAUAUUUCACUCCCCAAAGGAAAAGCAAAAGGAAAAAUUGAAGGCGAUAUUGGAAAAGGUGGAAAGUUCCACAUGCCAUCUAUUGACCUCUCUUUUCCUAAAAUCAAAGCCAAAGGUCCUGAAAUUAAUGUUGAAGGCCCUCAGGUUGAAGGUGGGAAGCUAAAUAUGCCAUCCCUUGAUGUUUCGCUACCCAAAAUGAAGUCUCCAGAUGUAGAUGUCACUCUUGAGGGUCCUGAUGUCAAGGGAGGGAAGAUCAAAAUUCCAACUGUUGAUGUUUCACUUCCUAAAGGAAAGGUUGAGGGUGACAUAAAUAUCGAAGGCCCUGAGAUGAAAGGGGGCAAAUUCAAAAUGCCAAAAUUUGAUGUUUCUUUGCCUAAAGUCAGUCUCCCAAAGGCUGGAGUCGAUGUUGAAGGACCAGAUUUCAAAGGGAAACUUCAAAUGCCCACUGCUGAUAUUUCACUUCCAAAGGGAAAAGCAGAUGUGGAUAUUGACAUUGAAGGAAAAACUGGUAAAGGUGGCAAGUUUCACAUGCCUUCAGUUGAUAUUUCUCUUCCUAAAAUCAAAGCAAAGGGACUUGAUGUUGAUAUCCAAGGACCUGAAGUCAAAGGUGAUAUGUCACUGCCAGAAAUCAAGUCUCCAGAGGUAGAUAUCAGCCUUCAAGGUCCAGAUAUUAAAGGGGGGAAAUUUAAAUUGCCCACUGUCGACAUGCCAUCAUUGGAUCUCUCACUACCCAAAAUGAAGUCUCCAGAUGUAGAUGUCACUCUUCAGGGUCCUGAUGUCAAGGGAGGGAAGAUCAAAAUUCCAACUGUUGAUGUUUCACUUCCUAAAGGAAAGGUUGAGGGUGACAUAAAUAUCGAAGGCCCUGAGAUGAAAGGGGGCAAAUUCAAAAUGCCAAAAUUUGAUGUUUCUUUGCCUAAAGUCAGUCUCCCAAAGGCUGGAGUCGAUGUUGAAGGACCAGAUUUCAACGGGAAACUUCAAAUGCCCACUGCUGAUAUUUCACUUCCAAAAGGAAAAGCAGAUGUGGAUAUUGACAUUGAAGGAAAAACCGGUAAAGGUGGCAAGUUUCACAUGCCUUCAGUUGAUAUUUCUCUUCCUAAAAUCAAAGCAAAGGGACUUGAUGUUGAUAUCCAAGGACCUGAAGUCAAAGGUGAUAUGUCACUCCCUAAAAUCAAGUCUCCAGAGGUAGAUAUCAGCCUUCAAGGUCCAGAUAUUAAAGGGGGGAAAUUUAAAUUGCCCACUGUCGACAUGCCAUCAUUGGAUCUCUCACUACCCAAAAUGAAGUCUCCAGAUGUAGAUGUCACUCUUCAGGGUCCUGAUGUCAAGGGAGGGAAGAUCAAAAUUCCAACUGUUGAUGUUUCCCUUCCUAAAGGAAAGGUUGAGGGUGACAUAAAUAUCGAAGGCCCUGAGAUGAAAGGGGGCAAAUUCAAAAUGCCAAAAUUUGAUGUUUCUUUGCCUAAAGUCAGUCUCCCAAAGGCUGGAGUCGAUGCUGAAGGACCAGAUUUCAACAGGAAACUUCAAAUGCCCACUGCUGAUAUUUCACUUCCAAAAGGAAAAGCAGAUGUGGAUAUUGACAUUGAAGGGAAAACCGGUAAAGGUGGCAAGUUUCACAUGCCUUCAGCUGGUAUUUCUCUUCCUAAAAUCAAAGCAAAGGGACUUGAUGUUGAUAUCCAAGGACCUGAAGUCAAAGGUGAUAUGUCACUCCCUAAAAUCAAGUCUCCAGAGGUAGAUAUCAGCCUUCAAGGUCCAGAUAUUAAAGGGGGGAAAUUUAAAUUGCCCACUGUCGACAUGCCAUCAUUGGAUCUCUCACUACCCAAAAUGAAGUCUCCAGAUGUAGAUGUCACUCUUCAGGGUCCUGAUGUCAAGGGAGGGAAGAUCAAAAUUCCAACUGUUGAUGUUUCCCUUCCUAAAGGAAAGGUUGAGGGCAACCUUGAUGUUGAAGGCCCUGAGAUGAAAGGGGGCAAAUUCAAAAUGCCGAAAUUUGAUGUUUCUUUGCCUAAAGUCAGUCUCCCAAAGGCUGGAGUCGAUGUUGAAGAACCAGAUUUCAACGGGAAACUUCAAAUGCCCACUGCUGAUAUUUCACGUCCAAAGGGAAAAGUAGAUGUGGAUAUUGACAUUGGAGGGAAAACCGGUAAAGGUGGCAAGUUUCACAUGCCUUCAGUUGAUAUUUCUCUUCCUAAAAUCAAAGCAAAGGGACUUGAUGUUGAUAUCCAAGGACCUGAAGUCAAAGGUGAUAUGUCACUGCCAGAAAUCAAGUCUCCAGAGGUAGAUAUCAGCCUUCAAGGUCCAGAUAUAAAAGGGGGGAAAUUUAAAUUGCCCACUGUCGACAUGCCAUCAUUGGAUCUCUCACUACCCAAAAUGAAGUCUCCAGAUGUAGAUGUCACUCUUCAGGGUCCUGAUGUCAAGGGAGGGAAGAUCAAAAUCCCAUCUGUUGAUGUUUCCCUUCCUAAAGGAAAGGUUGAGGGUGACAUAAAUAUCGAAGGCCAUGAGAUGAAAGGGGGCAAAUUCAAAAUGCCAAAAUUUGAUGUUUCUUUGCCUAAAGUCAGUCUCCCAGAAGGUGAUGUAAAAAUAAAGGGCCCUGAUACUAAAGGUGGGACAAUUGAGAUACCCGAAAUUGAUAUUUCACUCCCUAAAGCAAAAGCACACGGAGAAAUUGACGGGCAUUCUGAAAAGGGUGGAAGGUUUCAUAUGCCAUCUGUCUCUCUUCCUAAAAUCAAAGCAACGGGACCUCAAUUCAACAUAGAAGGUGCAUAUCCAGGGUUUGAGAUUUUACUACCUGAAGGAAAAGCUGAAGUUGACCUCAACAUCGAAGGUCCUGGCAAUAAAGGAAGCAAAUUCACAAUGCCCAAAGUUGAUAUUUCAUUUCCAAAGAUGAACUUCCCAGAAGGUGAUAUCAAAGUGGAAGGACCCAACGUGAAGGGAGAAAAGGUCACAGUUCCAGAGGGUAAAGUAGAGGGAGAUAUCAAUAUUGAAGGACUCUCUGAAAAAGGAAGGUUUGAUAUCCCAAAGGUUGAAGUUGAUAAAAAAGGAGGUGGAUUCCACAUGCCAACUCUUGACAUAAAUCUGCCCAAAUUUGACCUUGACCUCAGCCUGCCCUCUGGUGUAAAACCUAAAGGCUUCAAAGUUGAUACUCUAAGUUCUGAUGCAUCUGGAGAUUUGGAGAUGUCUGGUCUUACAGGAGGCCUUAAUCCUGCCAAAUUGGAAGUUAAGAAUGAAGAUAUAGAGACAGGUGGUCUAGAAGGUCCAGGUGCAUCCCUAAAACUUCCCACAGUAAAACUACCAACAGUUGACAUCUCAGCUCCAAAGAUGGAUCUCAAUUUUGGCCUUACAAAACCCAAAGGUGAUGAUGUGGAAGUAGAACUUCUGAAAGCAGAAGGAGGAAGGCCUUCUUCAGGGGGCAGCUUUGAUCUACCUGUUUUCCUCAAAGUACCUAGUUUCACUCUUCCUAGGUUUGGGGGAAAGACAAAGAGCUGUAACUUGGAAAUACCAGGACCUAAGGGAGACACUUCACUCAGUUCACCACAUGUAGAAGGAGAGAUCAGAGCACCGUCGGUGGAGUUUGAUGGAGGUGGAAAAGUCAAGGUGAAAAAACCUAAAAUCAAACUGCCCUCAUUUGGCAUGUCCAAGAAGGCUGCAGAUGUACCAGUAUCUUGUCCUGAUGUUGAUGUUAAAGGGAAAAAGGGAAAAAUUGACAUUCAUCAACCAGAUAUCAAUGUUGACAACUCAGAUGACAUGUCAAAAUACAAAAUGAAAUUUCCCAAGUUAAAAAUAUCAUCACCCAAAAGUGAACUCCCAGAGGAAAAAGUUGAAGCAAAACUGGAUGCAGAUGUAGAGGCGAAAGGUGGCUUCCAUGCACCUGACGUCUCUUUAAAACUGCCAAAGUUUUCUAUGCCAGGCUUUGUCUCUAAAGAAAAAGACCUAGGUAAGCCAAGUGGUGACCUUGAAGCUAAAACCAAGGUCAAGAUGCCUUCUGUUGAGCUCUCGCUACCAGCAGCUAAAACACCAGAGACUGAGGUUCUUCUCCCAAAAGCAGAAGUUGAUGUUACAGAGGCUGAUAUAAGAGGUUAUGAGGGAAACCUUAAAAUUCCCAAAAUGCCAACGAUUGAUGUUUCUCUCCCCAAAUUAGACCUUGAUGUGUCCUUGCCCAGAGGAAAGUCUCCAAAGAUUGAAGGACCAGAUCUGGAGCUAAAAGGGGGUGACGGAAAAUUCAAAAUGCCUCAUUUUAAUAUCCCUGCACUUGAUAUUUCACUUCCAAAAGCAAAGACUGAUUCACCAGAUUUAGAAAUGAAGGAGACUACAGAGGGAAAGUUAAAAAUGCCUCACAUAAAAAUGCCCAACAUUGACAUAUCGCUUCCUAAAGGAAAACUCAAAGGCACUGAGGCAGAAAUAGAAGUGGAUGGACAAGGAGAAGCAAAAGUCAAAACACCUUAUCUGAAAAUGCCCGAUGCUGAUGUCUCUCUGCCUAAAGGUCAUAUUGAAGGUCCAGAGAUAGAGAUUCAAGGAGAAGGUGGAAAACUCAAGUUGCCACAUCUAAGCAUGCCUUCUGUUGAUAUUUCAUUGCCCAAAGGGAAGAUUGGAGGUCCAGAUGUUGAAGUAGAAGGACAUACCAAAGGAAAAUUUAAGAUGCCUCACUGGAAAAAGCCAGAUGUUGAUAUCUCUCUAACCAAAGGACAGAUUGAAGGUCCAGAAGUGGAGUUAAAGGGGGAAGGUGGAAAAUUUAAGAUGCCACAUCUAAGCAUGCCCUCUGUUGAUAUUUCACUGCCCAGCGGAAAGACUGGAGAUGCAGAGAUUGAAACAGAAGGAAAUGAAAGAAAGAAAUUCAAAACACCACAAAUAAAAAUGCCUUCAGUUGAUAUUUCAGCACCCAAGGGAAAGAUUGAAGGUGCAGAUGUCGAAAUGAAUGUUGAUAUUUCUCUACCUAAAGGAAAAGUUGAAAGUCCAGGAGUUCGAGAUGUGGAGAUCAAAGGAGAAGCUGGAAAAUCCAAGAUGCCCCACAUCAAUAUGCCUUCAGUUGAUAUUUCACUACCUAAAGGAAAAACAGAAGGUGCAGAGAUCGAGCUGGAAGGAGGUGCACGGGGGGGGAUCAGAAUGCCUCAGCUCAAAAUGCCAGGUUUUAACGUCUCUCUACCCAAAGGAAAAUCUAGCAAAAUUAAAGGAGAGAUGGAAAUUGAGGGAGAUGGCAGCAAAAUGCCACAUAUGACAGUGCCUUCAGUCAAUAUUUCACUUCCAACGGGAGAGACUGAAGGUGCCAACGCUGCAAUUAAGGGUGAGGGAGGGAUAUUCAGGAUGCCAAAAGUUGACAUUUCUCUUCCUAAAGGAAAACCUUCAGUGCAAGGUCCUGAGGCAGAUAUCAAGGGAGAUAGAGGAGAGUUCAAGAUGCCAAAUGUGGCCAUAUCACUUCCCAAGGGAAAAGUAAACAUUGAUACACCAGCAGAGAAAAUGGAGACAGAGGGAGGAAUCAUCAAACUGCCAGAUAUCAAGAUGCCAAAAGUUGAUAUUUCACUCCCGAAAGGCAAAUGUAAAGGUAGUGAUGUACCUGUUGUAGAGAUGAAAGUAACCAGUUCUGAUAUUAAAGUUCCAGAGGGAGAAAUACUACUGCCAAUGGCUAAAACCACUGAAGCAGAGAUUAACUUACCAAGUGGUAAGGCUGAUCUGGACACUGGGGCUGUUGGAGAAGCUGAUUUGCAUUUUGAGGGUGAGCACAAAGGCCUAAAAUUAAAAGUCCCAACAAUAGAUAUCAAAGGUCCAAAAGGAGGCUUAGAACUUGAUACUGGACUUCACAAAGGGGAGGGCAAAAAGGAAAGGAAAAAAGUUGAUCUACCUGACUUAGAUGUCAGUACAGAAACCAGCAGCAAAGUAAAGGGGCCUAAAGUCAAAGGAACAAAAUUCAAGAUUGGAAUGCCAAAAAAGAAAAAUGGUGGAGAAAGAUUUGAGUAUUUUGAAGUUGAAACCCAGAAUGGUCAUAAAGAUGACAAAAAUCGUGUUAACCAUCCAGUACCAGAAGUUACAUUACCAAGUGCAAGUCUAAAAACAGACGUGAAAGGAGAGGGUGGCUCCUCAUCUCCACAUGCAGGAAUCAGAGUCCCCAAAAUACCAGACAUAGAGUUUGAUAUUGGCUCAUCUCAAGAUGGAGAUGACAGCAAAACAGAAAAAGGCAAGAAAAUCAAAAUCCCUAAGUUUGGCGUCCCAUUACCCUCCCUAUCCUCACCAGAGGAAAGUGUGAAUGUCCAUGGGCCAGAAAUUCAGUAUGAGGGCCCUAAAAUGCCUAAAGUAAAGAAAGCGGUUUUUGUCUUGGUAGACACUCCUCCAACAAAUGAGCCUGCUACAAGCACAAGUCCCUUAAAAGGAGAAGCAAUGGCUGAGGCUGAGACAGAGACUGUCAAAGUGAAGAUGCCCAAAAUCAAAAAGAAGCCAAGCUUUGGAAAGUCCAAAGAAAAGUCAGCUGCUGCAAGUGCAGAAAAAGAAGGGGCAGAAGAAGAAAAGUCAAAGGGGGGAAGAAUAAAGAUGCCUAAAGUAUCAUUUUCGUCUGGCAAAUCUGCAUCAUUUGGUGGUGACACUGUCAAAAGAGAAGGUUCAAGUUCAAGUCUCAAUGGUGAAAGCCCUCACAAGGGCUCCAAGGAAGAGAAGGUGGCAUUCAGUGGUAAAAUUAAACUCCCAAAGGUGGAGUUCACCAGUCUAUAUGGGAAGAUGGGUGCAAGAGGAGCAGACAUGGAAACAAGUGGGGAACUGGGAAAGCAUUCAUCACCAGAAGAAGUACAAUCAAGCACAAUGUUACCAGAGGGUUUCACUGAGGAGCCUUUGAAGGAUUUGGUGUCUUCUCGUGCCAGAACAGAAAUGCUGGACAGGGACAGCUCAGAGUCCCCUUCUGGUUUUGCCACGGAGUUCACCUCAACAAAGUUUCAAGCUUGGAGCAAGGUGGAGAGCAAAAGCAGGGAGUCAGAAGAGAGAGAGUCUUCCUCAUGGUUUAAGGUCCCAAAGGUCACCUUGAAGCCACAUGCCACAGGCUUCCUCCAGAUAACUCCAGAGGGUUCUCCUCAGGCCCAGCGGAAAGGUGAGGUAGGGGGUGAGGCAGAUGUCUCGGGGUCUUUCUGCCUCCACACCUCAGGGCUCGACUUUACCACCUCGCAAAUGACCGAAGAGCACCAAAUCUCUUCCUCCGAGGAGGGAACUGUCACCAUGGUGACAAAGACUACCAGAAUCACCCAGCACCUGGAUGAAACACAAACAGACGAGUCUUCAACGACCACAGCAACAACAAAAACAACAACAGCAGCUCACCAGGUGUCAAAGUACUGAAGAUGCUGGAAUGGUAUCUUUAAUGUAUUUUACUUUUCUUGUUAUUUUUGUUUUGUUUUUUUGUGAGGUUGCCGUGUUAAUAUAAAGUAAACCUCUAAUAAAAGGACAGUUCAUCCCCAAAUUAAUGAUACAUUUGUUUUUUCUUCUGACCUGUAGUGCUGUUUAUCUACUGAACUUUUUUGAACUGAUUAUUUGUGGGCUCCACGCAUCAUUUCUCCAGCUAAUAUCGCCAAAACUGGGCAACUCUAACCAAAUCAAUUUAGAUGGAUAAAUAGUAACAUAGCCCAGAGGAACACCAUGUAUAUUAAUUUGGGGUUCAUCUGUGCCUUAACAAAAAAAAUUAUAUUAUAUUUUCAUAGAUGAUGUAUGAAUGUGAUGAACUACAAUAACAUUACAUCAAGCAGUAUUAUUGUCAUUAUUAUAGCUAAAGAUUACUAUAUACUUCCUUCUCUCAUCUUACAUGUGACGACUUUUUUGUUACGGUUUGUUAGUUUAGUCCAAAUUAUUUAUCUGAUUUUGUUUGGUUUUUAAAGGUUUCACUCUGAAUGUAAACAUGUCGGACUGCUUCAUUAUUUAUUUUUGUUUUGUGUUUGAAAUGCGCUGGAAAGAGUCUUUUACUCACAUCAACUUCAUGGUUCAUGAUUCAGUUUCAUGAUCAUUUAAAAAUAUUUCAUUAUGAACCAUCACAACGUAGGCCAGAGGAAUAUUUAUGUAAAUAAAACAAUAUAAUUGCUUUUUUGAAGCUGUUUCCUUUUCAGUUCAUAAUGUAUUUUCAUAUUUACCAAAGCAUAAAUGAUAUUUUUUGACCUGAAACACUGUUUUGUUUGUCUUGAAGAAAAAGUGUGAACUUUCUGAGAUUAUGGGCUUUUUUUGCCAUAGUUUUAUAUAUUAGCACAUUUAGCCUGUGCUUUUUUUUCCAGAGACGGUCAGUGAGUAAGCAGGAUGCUCUGGACUCUUUUUCUGCUGUGGGGAUCAAACCUGUGACUAUCUGGUUAUAGGUUGCUCUCAAAUAUUUAGCCCGACCUGCUGCUAAUAUAUUUUUUAUUAAUGUUUUUACUGUACAAUGCCAAAAAAGGGCACCACUGUAUUUUUUGUGAAUGAGGCUGUAGCUUUAAAAUACACUGAUAUUUCUGAAGCUCGGCUGUUAAGUAUUGUUGCGUUUCAAAACAUCAGCAGUGAGCUGGGCAGAAAUUUGGGGAUUUAAACCAGAAAUUCAGAAAUUUUAGAGAGGAAACUGUAAAGUUUAUUCUGUUGAUCCAAGUUGCUAAAAGGCUGCUAGAGUGAGACUAGCGGGGGUGGCGUGUCUUGAUCUUGUUGCAAAGCAAUCGUGUUAGAAAAAAAGGCCAGAAAACAGAGUUAUAAAUAUUUCUAAAACCACCAAUAAUAACUGUCAGAGUGAUUGAAACUUUAAGUGCCUUUACCCAGUACAUUUUAAACAAUGUAUCUACUAUUUAAUGUAUAAACUGUUUUAAAAUGGAAUAAUCUUCUUGAAUAUCAGUUUUUAUGUCUCUAAAUUUUGAUAUUUAAGUUUAAUUUAUAAACAAAGAACUUACCAUUUAUAAACAUCUUUGUAAUUUUUCUGGUAUUCUGUUAAAACGUCCUACCUUAGAGGAUACACCAAUCAGGCUUUUUGAACGGUUUUCUAUUUUCAAGUAGAUGUAAAACAUUUAAGAGUAAACACCUUUAUGUUUCCUUUAUUUGGUUGACUGCUGGAAUGAAGCUGCGUGGUAAAAUGCAUGAAUCCAUAAAAGAGUUGUCUCAUUAACAACGUUUAGCACAGUGCCUUUUUUUGCAGCUGAGAACUAGAGCUUUAAAAAAAAAAAAAGCUGAGACGAGUAGUGACGUGAAGGUAACGCGCACUGAGGUAGGAUGUACAUGCAUAGAGAUUUUUAACUUUCUGGUUUAACGAGGUCUUCGAAUUUCUUUUUGAUUCUAAGGGUUUCAGUGGCAAGUGUUUUGUCAGAGCUGCAUUGAAAGAAUGUUU
Messenger RNA from Pelmatolapia mariae (spotted tilapia), 18463 nucleotides. It is a transcript of the gene prx, whose product is annotated as periaxin. Gene Ontology annotation, molecular function: protein binding. The coding region runs from base 1 to 16479 and encodes 5492 amino acids. The record is from RefSeq and is a predicted model, not a curated record. Gene Ontology annotation, biological process: peripheral nervous system myelin maintenance; regulation of RNA splicing. The transcript has 10 exons. NCBI's taxonomy places the organism in Eukaryota, Metazoa, Chordata, Actinopteri, Cichliformes, Cichlidae. Gene Ontology annotation, cellular component: nucleus; cytoplasm.